Molecule: messenger RNA, 684 nt
Organism: Didymodactylos carnosus
Lineage: Eukaryota; Metazoa; Rotifera; Eurotatoria; Philodinida; Philodinidae
Source: the annotation of a GenBank genome assembly
AUGCGUCUUGAGUUUCCAGAAACGGAUCCUCUGCAUGGUGGACUUGAUCUAGCUCGUAAACGUCUUGAGCCCAUUAAAAAAGCAUUCCCUUCGAUUUCAUAUGCCGACUUGUAUGUCCGCUGCGGUGUCGUCCUCUUUUCAGAAAUGGGUGGACCAAAAGUUCCUUUUCGACCCGGAAGAGUAGACAUUGAUUUUAAUAAUUUGUUAAUUGUGGAACAGACAGAUCGUUUUCCGAUACCAGAUGAUUCGAUGGAAAAAAUGCAUGAAAAGUUUAGACGAAUGGGGUUUGGAAAAAAGGAAAUGGUAGCUUUGUUAGGUGCACACUGUUUAGGCAGAUGUUAUAAAGAUCGAAGUGAUUUUGAUGGACCUUGGGUUGAUCAUCCAACAAAGUUUACCAACGAAUUUUUUGAAGAAUUAAUUGAAAACGAAUGGAAAGCUUCGAUUGUACCAGAAACAGGCAAAGAGCAAUUUGAAGCAUAUCCCGAAGGCGAAAAACUGCUGAUGUUACCAACAGAUAUGUACCUUUUGAAAGAUCCUGAGACAAACGAAUUAGUAGAAAUAUAUGCAAAAGAUCAACAAAAAUCUUUUAAUGAUUUUGUAAAAGCGUUUGGGAGAUUAUUAGAAUUUGGGGCCAAAACAGUCUCCUACUUCUGGUUUGCCUAUACGAUGACCGGUUGUUUUUAG